CGUCCCGCCCCCAGCCCCGUCCCGGAGGCUCGACACCCCGCCCCCACGCGGAAGGUCGCGGAGCCCGCACCAUGGCCGCCACCACGCCGCUUCGCGACUGCCAGGCGUGGAAGGAUGCCCGGCUGCCGCUCUCAACCCCAAGCAACGAGGCCUGCAGACUGUUUGAUGCCACCCUGACCCAGUACGUAAGAUGGACCAACGACCAGGGCCUUGGUGGCCUUGAGGGCUGCCUGUCAAAACUCAAAGCAGCAGAUCCGACCUUCGCCAUGGGCCACGCCAUCGCCAAUGGCCUCGUGCUGAUUGGCACCGGAAGCUCCGUGAGGCUGGACAAGGAGCUGGAUGCGGCCGUGAAGACGAUGGUGGAGGUUGCCAAAACCCAGCCCCUGACCCACCGGGAGCAGCUGCAUGUGUCUGCAGUAGAGACCUUUGCCAAGGGGAACUUCCCAAAAGCCUGUGAGCUGUGGGAGCAGAUUCUCCAGGAGCACCCGACAGACAUGCUGGCCCUGAAGUUUUCCCACGAUGCCUACUUUUACCUGGGCUACCAGGAGCAGAUGCGAGAUUCUGUGGCUCGAGUUUAUCCCUUCUGGACGCCCGAUGUCCCCCUGAGCAGCUACGUGAAAGGCAUCUAUUCUUUCGGACUGAUGGAAACCAACCUCUACGAUCGGGCAGAAAAGCUCGCCAAAGAGGCUUUAUCCAUUAACCCGACGGACGCGUGGUCGGUGCACACCGUUGCGCAUAUUCACGAGAUGAAAGCGGAGGUCCAGGAAGGACUGGAGUUCAUGCAGCACUCAGAAGCCCACUGGAAGGGCUCUGACAUGCUUGCUUGUCAUAAUUACUGGCACUGGGCCUUAUAUCUGAUUGAAAAGGGCGAAUACGAGGCUGCGUUGACCAUUUACGAUGACCAUAUCCUCCCCAGCCUGCGGGCCAGCGGGGCGAUGCUGGACGUGGUGGACAGCUGCUCCAUGCUGUACCGGCUGCAGAUGGAAGGGGUCUCCGUGGGCGAGCGGUGGCAGGACGUCCUGUCUGUGACCCGGAAGCACAGCCGAGACCACAUCCUGCUCUUCAACGACGCACACUUCCUGAUGGCGUCCCUGGGCGCGGGGGAUGCCCAGACCACGCAGGAGCUGCUGACCACCCUGCGGGACGUCAGCGAGUCCCCGGGGGAGAACUGCCAGCACCUCCUGGCCCGCGACGUGGGGCUGCCCCUGUGCCAGGCCCUGGUGGAGGCCCAGGAUGGGAGCCCUGACCGCGUGGUGGAGCUGCUCCUGCCCAUCCGCUACCGGCUGGUCCAGAUCGGAGGCAGCAAUGCCCAGAGAGACGUCUUCAACCAGUUACUGAUUCACGCGGCCUUGAACUGCUCAUCCGGCCUCCACAAGCACGUGGCCCGGAGCCUUCUGAUGGAGCGAGAUGCCUUAAAGCCCAACUCCCCCCUGACCGCCAGGCUCAUCUGCAAGGCAGCCGCCGUCCACCUUCUGCAGUGAGCCAACUUGGCCGCCCCCCCGGCAGGGCCUCUGCGGCUCUCAGACCAGCUGCUACAUGGGCUUUGCAGGGUUACAAGUGGCUGGGGCCGGUUGGCCGGGCCCGUAAAGCAGAAGGCCCUGUACCCAGCAGCGUUACAGGAAGAGGGGCAGAAAUCAAUUUUCAGCAUGGUUCCAAAUCUUCUUCUAAUCCUCGCUCAGGGCCACAGUGCGGUUUCAAGCAGAGCCUAGGUGGGGGCUGCUGUUCCACUUGCCUCAAAAACUGUUUUCCCAGGGGACCCUCCCUUACACCUGCCAGUUCAAGGGUUGGAAGGCGCGGGUGGGGUGGCGGUGGGCGCAGCUCGGGGAGGGGAAUCUCCCAUCCAUCCCUACGGGAACCCCUCUCCCCACUCUAGGCCGCCUCUGGGAUAAACCCCAUCAUUCUGCCUUCCUCUCUAUAUUCUGGAAAGGUUCUGUUGUUCCACCUUUUGGGUGAGGGUGCCCAUGGUGGGGAGUGACUUGCCCAGGGUCCCAACUAGUGGGGGCCCUUGCCUCCUGGGAGACAGGGGCUCCCACCUCAGUGCCUGGGCCCUUAGCCCUUCUGCUGUGUCUGCAGAGACGUCUGCAAGCUUCCCCUGGGGCAUUAGUGACACUGAUUUGGGUUGAUUUUCUCUUAAUUCUAAACUGCACAUUGUCAACGAUGAUUCUUAAACAUUCUUUACUUCGCACGGGAGCACAGUUGAUUCAUGAUAUUGUGUUGGUUCCAACCAAGUGACCCAGCCACACCUACGCGCGUGUCUGCUGCUUCCCAAGCCCUUUUCCCAUUGGGGCACAGGCGACGGAGUAGGGCUCCCUGCGCUCUCCAGUAGGCCCUCGGCGAUCAUGUUGUCAGCCGUGAUUUUAGUCACGUGUGCACACUCGUAUCUGCUGUGCCUUCUGAGGUGUGAGGGUUGAGUGUGGAGGCAGAAACCAAAGCUUUGUGACUUGGCUUCAACAAGAUCCGAGCCAGUGUUGUAACUGCUGCCUCUGUCUCCCUCCCCGCGGGGAACCCGGCCUUGACGUCCAACUCGGUGGUGCCGUGAGAGGCUCUCAGCCCACUGGAGCUUCUCAGGUUCCUUCAGUGCAAACUGAGAUUAGGGUAGGGACUCACGGGGCGGGGAGGGGGCAGGUCUUCCAGGAGGCAGCAGACACCUCUAAAUCGACUGGACACAUUUCCUGGGGUUAAAAUACAUUAGUUGAUUGGCUCCUUUGCCUGACUGUUACUGGGUGGGCACCUCUGACCCUCCUCCAUGUGCCAGGCCUGGGCUGGGUCCCGGGCAGACAGGCUUCUCCUUGAACAUGGGGGUAGGUUAGGGCAGUGAGUCAAGAGCAGAGUCAUUACAAUGGGAUCUCAAGAGAGGUGCUGUCUGCCCCCAGGAGUUAGGGACACAUCCCGAGGGGAGCCUGCCCUCCCAUUCUGAGCUGUCCCUUCCUGCCAGGUCCCCUGCUCAUACCCUAUAUGCCCUCCCCUCUCCUGGUUCCAAGCAAGAUACAGCCUGGCCAGGGGAGCCAGAACCCUGGCCCCCUCCUCCAGGAAGGCCUCCAGCCUCCCACUGCAGGCCAGGGUCCCACAGUCCUUGCUAUUGCACCUUUCUCCCCAGCUGUGCCCUCCCCAUCAGGGACAUCUGUGUCCCAGCAUCACCCAGCACGGAACUCGCCCUGACUACCUGUCAGUGAACCCAUGACUGGUGAACGAGCCCUUGAAUGAGUGCAUUACAAAAUGAAGCAGAAUCCUACUGGGGACAGGAAGAAAAGAAUCGACAGUAGGUAGGCCAUUGACAGGAGAGGAGGGGCUCAAGAGAAGAGCUGGAUGAAGGUAGAAUUCAGGUAGCCGCAAUGAGUUAUUAACAAUUGGUGUGUUCACUGACCGAGUCUCACAUGCUGACAUGAUACAGGGAGAGGGGGAUUGGGAGUGGGCGUUUGGGGACCCUGGCCCCCAGCAGACACCCCCAGGGAUGUGUGGAUCUGACACCUGGGUGAAUACCCCUUGAGUCUAGGACCCAGUGGUCCUGUGGUCAUGAAUCAGGGAAACCCAGGCCUUGGGACCAUGGGCUGAGCACACACACUAAGCCGGCCAUUGUUUUCAGGAGGCCCCGGCGGGCAGAGGGAAGCCUGGGGCCCCUGGGCGAGUGGGCUCAACAAAGGCUCCUGUGGGAAGCUGAGCAAGACCCAGAGUGGCUGCUGGGGGACAGUUCGACCUAGUGCCUUCCUUCAAGCCCCUCUCUCCAUCCACGCCUGCAGCCAGGGCUGCUCCUGGGCUUCCCAAUUCCAGCCAAUAAAUUCUUUUUCUGAAGCCAA
Molecule: messenger RNA, 3794 nt
Organism: Capra hircus (goat)
Lineage: Eukaryota; Metazoa; Chordata; Mammalia; Artiodactyla; Bovidae
Gene: TTC38
Product: tetratricopeptide repeat domain 38
Exons: 14
Coding region: 72-1481 (469 amino acids)
Molecular function (GO): protein binding
Source: RefSeq, a predicted model, not a curated record